Messenger RNA from Rotaria sp. Silwood2, 1149 nucleotides. The record is from the annotation of a GenBank genome assembly. NCBI's taxonomy places the organism in Eukaryota, Metazoa, Rotifera, Eurotatoria, Philodinida, Philodinidae.
AUGGCUGGUGAAUUAACUGAUGAUUGGGAUCGUCGAUGUUUAAGUACUAUUCUUUUUGAUUUUUAUAAUCCUCAAGUAGCUGAAAUUCCUAAACAUAAAUUAUCUCCAAGUGGUGUUUAUUAUGUACCACCUAAAGGUACAUAUGAUGAAUAUGUUGAAUUUAUUAAAAAUUUGCCAUUAACUCAACAUCCUGAAGUAUUUGGUAUGCAUGAAAAUGUUGAUAUAUCAAAAGAUUUACAAGCCACAAGACUUUUAUUUGAUUCAAUUCUUUUAACAAUGGGUUCAACAACAGCUGAAGGUGGAGAUACAGAUAAAAAAUUAAAUGAUAUUGCUAAUGAUAUACUUUCAAAAUUACCAAAUAAUUUUAAUUUGGAAGAAGCAAUGAAACAAUAUCCAACACAAUAUGAUGAAAGUAUGAAUACAGUUUUAGUACAAGAAAUGGAACGAUUUAAUAAAUUAAUGACUGUUAUUCGAACAAGUUUACAAAAUGUUAUUAAAGCUAUAAAAGGUUUAGUUGUUAUGAAUGUUGAAUUAGAAGCUUUAACAAAUAGUUUAAUGAUUGGUAAACAACCAGAAAUGUGGAUUAAACAAUCAUAUCCAUCAUUAAAAAGUUUAGGAUCAUAUUAUAAUGAUUUAUUAGAACGUAUUAAAUUUCUUCGAACAUGGUAUGAUAUAGGAAAACCUCCAGUUUAUUGGAUUUCAGGCUUCUAUUUUACACAAGCAUUUUUAACGGGUGUUAAACAAAAUUUUGCAAGAAAAUAUACAAUACCAAUUGAUUUAUUAACCUUUGAAUUUCAGGUUUUGAAAGUCUAUAAAAGUGAAACAGCUCCAAAUGAUGGUGCAUAUAUAGGUGGUCUGUUUCUCGAUGGUGCACGAUGGAAUCAAGAAACAUGUUUACUUGAUGAACAAUUUUCGAAAAUUCUCUAUGACCCAAUACCAAUCAUUUGGGUAAAACCAGUAAAAACAAAUGAAUUAAAUACUCAAGGAACAUAUGAAUGCCCAGUAUAUAAAACAAGUGAACGACGUGGUGUACUUUCAACAACAGGUCACUCAACGAACUUUGUUAUGCCUGUUUAUUUACCAACAAAUCAACAAGCACAACAUUGGAUAAAACGUGGUGUUGCAUUACUUUGUCAACUUGAUGAUUAA